Molecule: messenger RNA, 2017 nt
Organism: Andrographis paniculata
Lineage: Eukaryota; Viridiplantae; Streptophyta; Magnoliopsida; Lamiales; Acanthaceae
Product: pentatricopeptide repeat-containing protein At1g71060, mitochondrial
Exons: 1
Coding region: 375-1898 (507 amino acids)
Molecular function (GO): protein binding
Source: RefSeq, a predicted model, not a curated record
UUUUUCUCUUCUUACGUCGGUUUCGUGUGCUAUGGCGCAAAAUCCAGCCGUAAUCAUCUUCCUGUUCAUCUUGCUCUUUCAGAGGAGUCGUCUCUUACAGCGCAUAAUAUUGUGAGUUCUAUCCCCCACAUUUUUCAUGGCAAAAGACAGAAGCAAAUGCGAGAAUCUUUCAAAGAUUUGCUGCAAUUGUGACGUGUUUGAUCCAAUACGAUUCUUCUGGUUUUGGGAGGGGUGGACCAGGUGUACAAUUUUACUAUCUCCUGAAAAAUCAUCGAAUUUAGUUUAUUGCAGAUGUUUUUGGAUUUCCGCGGCUAUUUUGCUCAAUUAAAUCUUAGCAGCACACCAUCAAGCUUCAAAUCAGUUCCGAUUCCUCGAUGGAUUUUCUGAAAUUCAUCAUCGGAGGUAUAGGAAAGCCCAUAUCAAGAAACUCCCAUCGUCAAUCUAGAAUAUUUACCACAACAAUUUCCAGACCGAAUCUUUAUAAGCUUCCAUCUAGCUCCGACACGGAGCAUAAAAAUGCCGAUAAUAAUGAGCAAACCGACAAGGAAUCAGAAAUGAUCCGAACCAUAGUUUGCAGGGUUGUGAGUUUUAGAAAUCUCGACUCUGUUCUGAAUUCUGCUGACUUAUGCGACGAUUUAUCCCCAAAAGUGGUCAUUGAUGUGUUGAAGAAGCUCAAAAAUGCCGGAGUCUUGGCGCUAUCGUUUUUCCGGUGGGCCGAGAAGAAAAAGGGUUUCCAACACACACCGGAGUCCUACAAUGCCCUAAUCGAAUCAUUGGGGAAAAUCAAGCAAUUCAAAAUGGCAUGGCUGUUGGUGGACGAGAUGAAAUCAAAGGGCAUUCUCGAUACAAGCACUUUUGCCCUAAUUUCCCGGAGGCUUAUCAGGGCAAGGAAAGUGGCAGAAGCCAUAACCGCAUUCGAAAGAAUGGAGAAAGACUACGGCCUGAAGCCCCAAUUGCAGGACUACAACAAGCUACUUGAUGCUCUCUGCAAAUCAAAGCAUGUUGAGAUUGCACACCAGGUGUUCGACGUUUGGAAAAACACAAGGUUCAUCCCCAAUGUCAAGUCCUACACACCAUUGUUGGAGGGUUGGGGCCAAGAAUGCAAUUUCCACCGCCUGAAUGAACUUUCCAGCGAGAUGAAGGCUCACGGACUGCGGCCGGAUACAGUCACUUACGGAAUUCUGAUCAAUGCCUAUUGUAAAGCUCGAAGGCUAAACGAUGCCGCGACAUUGUACAAUGAAAUGAAAUCGACAAGAAUGCAACCAUCCCCGCAUAUAUACUGUACAAUGAUCCACGCAUUGGCAAACGAAGGCCGGCUGAAUGAAGCUAUGGAGUAUUUCAAUACUUGCAAGGCGAGCAAUCGUGGAAUCGAUGCUCCUACUUACAAUGCAUUGGCGAGGGCGUAUUGCCGGUCGGGAAGAUUGGGGGAUGCAUAUAGGCUAGUCGAUGAGAUGAGGGUGUUUAAGGUUGGGCCGGAUGCGCAAACUUAUGAGAUACUAUUGCAUCAUCUUGUCCGAGAGGGGAAGCCGGAGGAGGCGUGCGCUGUUUUUGAUGGGAUGGAUUGCGAGCCGGGCGUGGCAACUUUUGAUAUAAUGGUGAGGAUGUUUUGCAACGAGGGACGGGUGGAUAUGGCGAUGAAUGUGUGGGAUCGGAUGAAGGGGAGAGGUGUGCUUCCGGAUGUGAAGAUGUAUGUUGUGUUGAUCGAUUGUUUGUGUCACGGUGGCGAGGUAGACACGGCGUGCCGGUUAGUCCACGAGAUGAUGGACAUGGGCAUGUUGCCGAGCAAGAGAGUGUUUAGGGAUUUGAAGAGGUUUCUUGUUGAUGAGGGGAAGGAAGAUUUUGUUGUUGUUUUGGAUCACAAGAUUGAGAGGAUGAGAAAGAUACCAUUGGUUGGUUAAUUAGUGUUAUGGUGAUUUGAAUUUUAAGUAUUGAUUUAUUGUGAUGUGACGAUGUGUAUCAAUGGUAAAUAUGCAUUCAUUCAGUAAAAAUGAUGUCUUCUUGUUCAAUCGAUUUUAGG